Arabis nemorensis is the source of this 330-nucleotide messenger RNA. NCBI's taxonomy places the organism in Eukaryota, Viridiplantae, Streptophyta, Magnoliopsida, Brassicales, Brassicaceae. The record is from the annotation of a GenBank genome assembly.
AUGGGAAAGUGGAAGAACAUAUCAAUGUUUGGCGAGUUCGAUACUGGCUCCAACCGGAGCUACUAUGGAGAGACAUCUUCGGAUGAUGAUUUGCUAUACCUUGGAGAGACCUUCUCAGACUACACUAACACCCCACCAAGAGAAUGGCAGCCAACUGACAAAGGUAUUCCGACUCGUUGUUUCUGUGGAGGCAAAGUCGUUUUAUGCAUCACAUGCUUGGUGUCUACAACGGCCAGAAAUUCUACAGUUGUGCGGAAGAUAAGAAUGACGAUCAGUGCCACAUUUGGAAACUCUGCGACUAAGCAUUUGUCGAGGAGAUUGACGCUGUGA